This is a messenger RNA of Kluyveromyces marxianus DMKU3-1042, 1860 nucleotides long. It is a transcript of the gene CEX1, whose product is annotated as COPI-interacting protein CEX1. The transcript has a single exon. NCBI's taxonomy places the organism in Eukaryota, Fungi, Ascomycota, Saccharomycetes, Saccharomycetales, Saccharomycetaceae. The record is from RefSeq and is a predicted model, not a curated record. Gene Ontology annotation, cellular component: cytoplasm. Bases 1 to 1860 code for a protein of 619 amino acids. Gene Ontology annotation, biological process: tRNA export from nucleus.
AUGUACCAGGUUGCACAGACGUUAACUGUGCUGCAUGAACAAGCAAAAUGUCUGUUUGGGGCAUUGUCCAUUGGGAAUAUAUACGUGAACACCAAGGGUGAGUGGGUUUUAUACGGUUUGGAACUCUCGACCAGUUUCAAUGAUCCCGCACACUUCUCAUCAAAUCUUCAAGUCUACAAUGGUGUAGUUAGGGGAUACGAUAAUUGGGAACUACUAGGGAACGUUUCGACACCUGUGGGCGUUGAUGCUGCCCAAUUGUAUACUGUGUACAGCACACUUUUCCAGGGAAAUAUUCCAACAUCUUGGAAGCCAACUCUGGCAGCGCUAGCUAAGGGACAACAAGGUUCCGUUCAGAAGUUUGUGGCCAAACUUCGAGACGAUAAUGGAAACCCGUUGAUAUCCAUUUACGAUAACUUGAAAGAGAUUUAUAUUAAGGACCCAGUGGAAAAAGUUAUGAUGCUCUCUAAUGUUCAACAAACAAUCUCUGCUGACGAUAAACCAUUCAAGAAUCCAACUCCGGGAUUCCUAGAAAAUACCCUUCUACCUGAGCUAACUCAAUGCUUGCAAAUGAUCAGCACCACGAACCAACCCACUUCGAAUCAGGUACCAUUUUUGGGGACGAUUUUCCAUUUAACGUGUUCCGAUAGCCCCAUUAUAGCGGACGAAAAUGUUUUCCAAACACAGGUGAAGCCUAUUAUCUUUCAAUCAUUCAAUGUUGCCGAUAGACAAGUGAGAUUUCUUCUUCUAUUACAUUUCGCAAACUUUACACAGAAGCUCUCUGCUUCAGAGGUAGCAGAUAAAAUAUUCCCACCUUUCAUUCAGGGCCUCUCUGAUACCGACCAAACGAUCAGAUUGCAAACUUUGAAAAACGUCUCUCAUCUCAUUGGAAAAAUCACUGAACGUCAACUAAAUAAUGAUUUGCUACGUGUGUUAGCUAAAACUCAAGUUGACAAAGAUAUCGGAAUACGAACACUAACGAUAUUAAUCAUAACGAAAAUUGCCCACAAAUUGAACAAAUCUAGCAACAGGUCAACCAUUCUUGCUACUGCAUUCACCAAAUCUUUAAAGGAUCCAGAUUUGAAACCCAGACUUGCAACUCUUUAUGGUUUAGAAACAACCUUGGAUCUCUUUGAUGCGGAAACAAUUGCGCAACGUAUUCUAACUGUGAUUGGGCCUGGUUUGCUUGACAAGAAUAAACAAGUGCGGGAAAAUGCCAAGAAAGUCUUCCACAUGUACUGGGAUAAGUUGGAACAAGAAUCUGCUUCAUUCCCAGAUGACGAUGAUUCCGAAGAUAUACCCGAAGAAGAAUUCGAUAGGAUGAUGAAUGAUGAAGAAGAUGGUGAGCUAAUCAAUGGAUUUAUUCAAAGUGUUAAAUUAAGUACACCAACACCUACUUCUACACCAGCAGAUUUGGUAGAACCGGUACAAGAAUCUGAUCCUUGGAAUGCUGCCUUCGACGACGAUGUUAUAGCAGACUUGGAUGAUAGUUGGGAUGUUGAUGAACCGGAGGAACAAAGUUCCAACAACACACAAGUUAAAUCAUUCGGUUUUAAAGUUCCUGUAAAAAAAUCGUGGAACGAUGAACUAGACGAUACUCCAUUGGAGCACAAUUCAUUGACCAAAAAUACCUCCUCUAAUUCACUUAAAAUCAAAAAAGAAGAGAGUAAACCUUCCAUUUUAUCGAAAAAGCCUGUAAAGAGGACUUCCAUCUUGAGCAAGAGCAAUAAGACUUCCCAACAACAACAUCCCCGUAUUGCUUCUUCAAUUAGAACAUCUCACAAGCACACUUCUAAGGUUAUUGCACCUACAUUAGCAGCUGAAGACGAUGACGUUGAAGAUGGUUGGGGGGAUGAUUGGUAA